Molecule: messenger RNA, 2776 nt
Organism: Rhodamnia argentea
Lineage: Eukaryota; Viridiplantae; Streptophyta; Magnoliopsida; Myrtales; Myrtaceae
Product: QWRF motif-containing protein 3
Exons: 6
Coding region: 833-2572 (579 amino acids)
Biological process (GO): spindle assembly; centrosome cycle
Cellular component (GO): nuclear microtubule; cytoplasm; centrosome
Molecular function (GO): microtubule binding
Source: RefSeq, a predicted model, not a curated record
GUUGAACAACGGAUCGAGUUGCCCUUUAUGCUCAUUUAUCUUCAUCUGACAGCUUUACAAGGUUUCACUCGAGAAUGAAUCGUACAUAAGAUUGCUGGAUUUGAUUACGCUUAACUUGGCAAGUCACUGUUGUCUUCUAUGCACCAUGGAGAUCCUGGCAGAUUGUGGGUCUGAGCCUCUGAGAAAACUUUUCUUUUGGCUUGAGAAAAGAAUGAAAUCUGCGGCAGUUGGAAGAAUCAUAAUUUGGAAAAUGUUGACAAAAAAAAGAAAGAAAGUGUUCUAGUAACAAACCAAGUAACCAUGUAUCACUUUCAGCUAACUACUACUGGUGCCAUCCUGGACUCUCUCCAACAACCUCAGUCUCUCCAAAGUUGGAAACCUGAACAGUCAAGCCAUGUCGGCCACGUGGCAGCACGGGGCACUACUUAGAAAACGACAUGCCGGCGCGACUCUGUUAAUAACAAACCACUUCGUUUUCCUCCUACAGUUCCUAGUAUUCCCUGGACCGUCCCACAACUUUCACCUCUCAUCCAAGUGCUAAUGCCAAAACUACCCCCAUCUCUCUCAUGUGGUGAAUGAACAUGGGGUGGAUCCAAGCAUGACAAUUCAGUCAUUUCGUAAGCCAUUUAUCUUAUAAAAAACCUGCCCAAUAAAAUCUCGCCGGCCAUAUCUAUUUUAUCUACUUUGCCGCCACUUUCAAAAGUUUGUUUUUUAGUCACUAACCGUUUGUCACUGCUCGCCAAAGGAGCCCUCAUAUCUCCAUCAUUCUUUCCCCUUUCCAUCUCUCUCUCUCUCUCUAUCUCUCUCUCAUGCGUGCGCACGAACAAGUAAAAUGAUGAAGAAUCACAAGGAGAUCAUAGAUUCAGAUCAACCCAUCAAGCCUCGACGCGCCAAGUCCCGCGAAGUGAGCUCCCGGUACCUCUCCCCGACGUCAACUCCCACUCAUGACAGUGGGAUCCAGUCGUCAACACAAGGCUCAUCGCCAAUGCGGCGUAAGUCCGGCACAAGCUCCCAAGAUUCUCGGAAGCACCGGAGCCUCGAGGAUUUGGGCUUUGCCAGAGGAUUGUUGUGGCCUUCGGCGACUGCGAUCUCAUCCCCUUCGCAGUCGUCGAACAAGAAACUGGACACUCUCGCUGAUCAUCUCGGGAACGACAGAUUGAAUGAUCUUUUGGACCACAAAAGAGGAAAUAAGGUCGCGAGUGCUGAGAAUUCCGCACAUUUGAGCAGGCAGAGGAGCAGCACCGAGAUCAAUAGAAUCGAGAAUCUGAAAGGGAGCAGUAAAGAGAACCGCGGGCCUAUUCUCGGCGGUUCCAUGAGGUACACCGGUAAUUUAUUGUUUGCCGGUAGAAAAUCUUCGUCGUCUUCAAACAAGGGGCCGGAUAGUCCUGCCCCGAUGAUCCCUCGAAGAUUCUCAGUUGAUGAAAAUGCUCUUUUCAAGAAAUCCUCCAGAAGGAAAUCUGAUUCUUCCACGGACCUUUCUCUUGAAUCUGAAUCCGAAUGCAGCGAUGUUUCCUCUUCAGCAUCCAAUUUAUCAUCGAUGACAACAAUGGGGAAAGCUGGUAUAGAGGUUUCAUCCAAGUACAUGAAUGAUGUAACAGGAAGGUCCAGCAGGGGGACUUCAGAUUCGAAUGUUCAGCAUCCUCUAUCAUUCGAUGAGACGGCUCGGUCAAACAAGUGUACAGUAAAAGGCACAAUCAAAAGGGCUAGUUCGCUUACUGGGUAUGGGAGUGCAAUGUCGCAAUGGGCUCUGUCACCCGGCAGGUCAUGUUCAUCUCCAAUGUCUGUACAAAAUAAAGAGAGGCCGUUGUUUUUUUCAAGCUUGAAGCCACCUUCAAGUCCCUCGAGGCACACUGGUGUGGAGAAGUUGCUUAAUAUGGGACUUGACUUGUUCAAGAGCAAGAAAACCUCAUCUCAUGCAUCUUCUCUGGGUCCUGCUGGUGCGGAAAAUGUUCAUCAACUUCGUCUGUUUCACAAUCGGUUGAUUCAAUGGCAGUAUGCGAAUGCUAAAGCCGACACUGCGAACUUGAAGAUCACUAGCCAGACUGAGAGAAAUUUAGUAUGUGCUUGGAGCAGUCUUACCAAAUUGCAGCAUUCUGUGCUCCAGAAGAAAUUACAGAUGAUGAAAGAAAAGUUUCAAAUGAAGCUGAACCUGAUACUCCAAUCCCAAAUUAGACCCCUGGAAACUUGGGGUGACAUGGAAAGGCAACACUUUCUAGCAAUUUCCAAGACAACCGAGUCCUUGCAAUCCAUUGUCUGUAGAUUACCGCUUAUCGAAGGUGCAGAGGUAGAGCCACAAUCUACUUCGUUCGCUCUUCGACACGCGUUGGAUCUCACAACGUCUAUCAAGUCGGCAAUAACCGAUAUUUCCCCUUCAGGAGAUGGCACCAUUCCAUUGCUCUCCGAGUUGGCGAAGGUGGUCGGGCAAGAAAAGCUGCUCUUGGAGGAGUGCCUGGAGUAUCUUAGGACCAUAUCCACGCUAGAGAUCCAAGAGAGGAGUUUAACAUGUGGCAUGAUUCAAAUGAAUCUAUGGCAACAGCAGCACCAGCAGCAGGAACAAGUACUACUACGAUGACAACAACAAUGUCGAUAGGUGGCUUCACUCGAGAGUCGGGACGAAAAUCCAAUCGGACUGACAUGUUAGAUGCCUAGACAAUUUGAUUCGCUGCUUGAUCGAAGCAGUACGAUUUAGGAAAACCGGGUUCACUGAUUCAUUUUGUAGGCGGAACUAAGAAAUGUGUCAGCUGAGGCUCAAAUGCCAACAACUGCGGCGCUGCUU